This is a messenger RNA of Rasamsonia emersonii CBS 393.64, 2097 nucleotides long. Its product is annotated as Dolichyl-diphosphooligosaccharide--protein glycotransferase. Gene Ontology annotation, molecular function: dolichyl-diphosphooligosaccharide-protein glycotransferase activity. Gene Ontology annotation, cellular component: membrane. The record is from RefSeq and is a predicted model, not a curated record. Lineage: Eukaryota; Fungi; Ascomycota; Eurotiomycetes; Eurotiales; Trichocomaceae. Gene Ontology annotation, biological process: post-translational protein modification. The coding region runs from base 1 to 2097 and encodes 698 amino acids. The transcript has 3 exons.
AUGGCUUCUAUAGCUUCUGGGACUGGUUCGAUGAUCGUGGGUCUCUCAUUCCACCACCGCAACGACCGUGGCAGCAUGCUGAUACGAGAAUCCAUCUCAGGAACGUGGCAUCCACUGGGACGUGUCACAGGUGGCACGCUCUAUCCCGGCCUGAUGGUCACCAGCGGUGUCAUCUACCACCUCCUCCGCUUUCUCACCAUCCCCGUCGAUAUCCGGAACAUUUGCGUUCUGCUCGCCCCCGGAUUCUCUGGCCUGACGGCAUUGGCCACCUAUCUGUUGACAUGCGAGAUGACCCCCUCCCCCUCCGCCGGUCUCCUGGCGGCUGCCUUCAUGGGCAUUGCUCCGGGUUAUAUCUCCCGGUCGGUCGCGGGAAGUUACGAUAACGAGGCCAUUGCCAUCUUCCUCUUGGUGUUCACCUUCUUCCUCUGGAUCAAGGCUGUCAAGAAUGGCUCCAUCAUGUGGGGUACGCUGACGGCGCUGUUCUACGGCUACAUGGUGUCCGCCUGGGGUGGAUAUGUGUUCAUCACGAAUCUGAUCCCUCUCCAUGUGUUUAUCCUGAUCUGCAUGGGAAGGUACAGCUCUCGCCUGUACAUCAGCUACACCACCUGGUAUGCGCUGGGAACAUUGGCGAGCAUGCAGAUUCCGUUCGUCGGUUUCCUGCCCAUCCGCAACAGCGACCACAUGUCCGCUUUAGGUAUAUUUGGUUUGAUCCAGCUCGUGGCAUUUGCCGACUUCGUUCGCGCUCAGGUCCCCUCAAGACAGUUCCAGAUGCUCCUGACCAGCAUCAUCCUGGUCAUCUUCGCCCUCUCGUUCAUCGGCCUGGUCUUGCUCACCGUUUCGGGCGUGAUUGCGCCAUGGAGUGGUCGUUUCUACUCCCUUUGGGAUACCGGAUACGCCAAGAUCCACAUUCCCAUCAUUGCGUCGGUGUCCGAACACCAGCCCACUGCCUGGCCGGCAUUCUUCUUCGACCUUAACUUUUUGGUCUGGCUGUUCCCCGCUGGUGUCUACAUGUGCUUCCGUAAUCUGAAGGACGAGCAUGUGUUUAUCGUGAUUUACGCCGUUCUCGCAAGCUACUUCGCCGGUGUCAUGGUUCGGUUGAUGCUGACUCUGACUCCCGUUGUUUGCGUUACGGCAGCGAUGGCUCUGUCUUCUGUCCUGGACACGUAUCUGCGUGUUCAGCCUCCACCAAAGGAAGCCGCCCCGGCCAAAGGCAACGGCAACUCUUCGGAAGGACUCCGGUCCACACGGGGGACUGUGUUUGGGAUUCACUCGAUGUUUUCCAAGGUUUUCAUGACGUCUGGCAUUGCCGUUUAUUUGCUUCUUUUUGUUGCUCACUGCACCUGGGUCACGUCCAAUGCGUACUCUUCGCCGUCGGUCGUGUUGGCUAGUCGGAUGCCUGAUGGCAGUCAGUUUAUCAUCGACGACUACCGUGAAGCGUACUACUGGCUCCGGCAGAACACGCCUCGCAACGCCAAGAUUAUGUCGUGGUGGGAUUAUGGUUACCAGAUCGGAGGCAUGGCAGACCGACCCACGCUGGUUGACAACAACACCUGGAACAACACGCACAUUGCGACGGUCGGGAAGGCCAUGAGCUCCCGCGAAGAGGUUAGCUACCCCAUCCUCCGACAGCACGAUGUCGAUUACGUGCUGGUCGUGUUUGGAGGGUUGCUGGGCUAUUCGGGAGAUGAUAUCAACAAAUUCCUCUGGAUGGUUCGUAUCGCGGAGGGUAUCUGGCCGGACCAGGUGAAGGAGCGGGAAUUUUUCACCCCGAACGGAGAGUACCGUGUCGAUGAUGCGGCAACACCGACCAUGCGCAACAGUUUGAUGUACAAAAUGUCGUACUACAACUUCAACCGGCUCUUCCCGGGUGGCCAGGCAAUGGACCGGGUGCGUGGUGCGCGACUGCCGGCCGAGGGGCCACAAUUGACGACACUCGAGGAGGCGUUUACGAGCGAGAACUGGAUCAUUCGGAUCUACAAGGUCAAGGAUCUGGACAAUGUUGGGCGGGACCACAACAGUGCGGUGGCAUUUGAGAAGGGGCACAAGAAGAAGCGAGCGACGAAGCGGAGGGGGCCUCCAGUGUUGCGGGCUGAAUAG